AUGACGAUCACAUCACAUUCUUCACGGUCUUUCUACACCCCACUGCUAAUCUCUCUGGCUGGCAUAGUCUUUGCCUCUCUGGCAAUUGCAGCAUACCAUCUCAUUUUGGUACGAUUUUGCCUAAGGCGUCGGCGGCAUCGACAAUUAGCCAGUAGUAGGUGGCACUUGAACCAGAUGCCUGCAGGGUUGGACCAAAAAGUCCUUGCCGCAAUCCCAAUUCUCUGUUACUCCACAAACAAUGUUAAAGGUGAGUCAUUUCGUGUGGAUCAAAGCGAAUGCGUGGUUUGCUUAGGAGAAUUGGUGGAGGGUGACUCGGUAAGAUUGUUGCCUUAUUGUAGGCAUGCCUUCCGUGUUCCCUGCAUUGACAAAUGGUUCUCCGCACAUUUUAACUGCCCAAUUUGCCGAGCACCCAUGGCUGCUGCGCCAAUAAUUAUGGAAAACCCCUUGCCUAUAGAGAUUCAGAUCAGUGCUCAUGUUCAAGGAGGUGAUGACGGUGUUGAUAUCAGCGCUUCCACUUUGAGGAGUCAUGUGCGAUCUGGCGGUUUGCCUCUCCACUGUGCGGCCUCCGGUCCCUUAGUAGUAGACCGUAUAGAUCAGCAAGUUGCAACAGCAACUGUGACGCAGUUAGAGAUGACAUGUGUACAACGUUAUUUGGGCAUUUAUCGCAACUCGGCUUGGGACGGGGUAGCAGCAGUACACCCACUGCGCAAUUCUUCCAUAUUGAGAUGCCUUGGAAUUAUUAAAGUUGAAGAUGAUUAUGAUGAAAAAGGGCGACUUCUUUGGGAAGAUGUAAUUGAUAUAAAUGCAGGAAUUGGAUAA
This is a messenger RNA of Juglans microcarpa x Juglans regia, 819 nucleotides long. RefSeq names its product RING-H2 finger protein ATL51-like. The transcript is spliced from 2 exons. Bases 1 to 819 code for a protein of 272 amino acids. NCBI's taxonomy places the organism in Eukaryota, Viridiplantae, Streptophyta, Magnoliopsida, Fagales, Juglandaceae. The record is from RefSeq and is a predicted model, not a curated record. Gene Ontology annotation, biological process: protein ubiquitination.